This is a messenger RNA of Rhineura floridana, 6424 nucleotides long. RefSeq names its product leucine rich repeat LGI family member 2 (gene LGI2). Gene Ontology annotation, molecular function: protein binding. Lineage: Eukaryota; Metazoa; Chordata; Lepidosauria; Squamata; Rhineuridae. The record is from RefSeq and is a predicted model, not a curated record. The coding region runs from base 236 to 1873 and encodes 545 amino acids. Gene Ontology annotation, biological process: inhibitory synapse assembly. The transcript is spliced from 8 exons.
CUAGCGCAGAGGCUGCUGCUGCUGCUGCUGCUGCUGCAGAGAGAGAGAGAGAGAGAGAGAGAGAGAGAGAAAGGGGCACUGACUGAGCAUAAGGGUGCAGCAUGCUGCCUGGCUCCUGUUCCACUUCCAGCCUCUUCAGUAGCAGCGGCGGCGGCGGCGGCGUUGCUCCGGCGGAGAGCGCAGGGCCAAAAGGGGACCGCGGGGAAGAGGAGGAGGAGGAGGAGGAGAGAGCGCGAUGGCUCGCCUGCGGGGCAGCGGCGGCGGCUGCGGCGGCUCUUUCUGGCUCCUGGUGCUGGCGGCGGCGUGCCUGCUGCCGCGUGCUCAGGUGAGGAAGCCGGUCCGGUGCCCUGCCGUCUGCAGCUGCACCAAGGAAUCCAUCAUAUGCGUCGGAUCCGCCAACGUGCCGCGAAGCCCCAGCGACAUCAGCUCCUUGAGCCUGGUAAAUGGAACCUUUUCUGAAAUAAAAGAGAGAAUGUUUUCUCAUUUGCCUUCCCUGCAAUUGCUAUUGCUGAAUUCUAACUCAUUUACAAUCAUUCGCGAUGAUGCCUUUGGUGGUCUCUUCCAUCUAGAGUACUUAUUUAUUGAAGGAAACAAAAUAGAAACCAUUUCAAGAAAUGCAUUUCGCGGCCUUCGAGACUUGACACACCUUUCUUUGGCCAAUAACCAGAUUAAAGCUCUGCCAAGAGAUGUCUUCAGUGAUUUAGAUUCUCUGAUUGAACUAGAUUUAAGGGGAAAUAAGUUUGAGUGUGACUGCAAGGCCAAGUGGUUGUUUCUGUGGUUAAAGAUGACAAAUUCCACUGUUUCUGAUGUCCUGUGUGUUGGUCCAGCAGAAUUUCAGGACAAGAAGUUAAAUGAUGUCUCAAGUUUUGAUGAUGAAUGCAUCACUACAGAUUUUGUGGUUCAUCAGAUUUUACCCUUCCAGUCAGUGUCAGUGGACACAUUCUGCUCAAAAAAUGAUGUGUAUGUAGCCAUUGCUCAGCCCAGCAUGGAAAAUUGCAUGGUGCUAGAAUGGGACCACAUUGAGAAGAACUUCAGGAGUUAUGACAACAUUACUGGUCAGUCCAUAGUGGGAUGCAAAGCUAUCUUGAUUGAUGAUCAGAUUUUCGUAGUGGUGGCUCAACUUUUUGGUGGCUCACACAUUUAUAAGUAUGAGGAAAGCUGGACAAAGUUUGUCAAAUUCCAGGACAUAGAAGUUUCCCGCAUUUCAAAGCCGAAUGACAUAGAGCUCUUUCAGAUAGAGAGUGAAACAUUCUUUGUCAUUGCAGAUAGCUCAAAAGCUGGUUUGACAACAAUUUAUAAAUGGAACAACAAAGGAUUUUACUCUUACCAGUCCUUGCAUGAAUGGUUCAGGGACACAGAUGCUGAGUUUGUUGAUAUAGAUGGAAAAUCUCAUCUGAUCCUGUCAAGCCGUUCACAGAUUCCCAUUAUCCUUCAAUGGAACAAAAAUUCCAGAAAGUUUCUCCCACACAGUGAGAUACCUAACAUGGAAGAUGUGUUGGCGGUGAAAAGCUUUCAAAUACAGGGCAACCUCUACCUCUCACUUACAAGAUUUAUAGGUGACUCCAGAGUAAUGAAGUGGAAUAGCAAACAGUUUGAGGAGAUCCAGGCUCUGCCUUCUCGGGGAGCCAUGACCCUUCAGCCUUUCUCCUUCAAGAAUAAUCACUACCUAGCCCUCGGAAGUGACUACACCUUUUCGCAAAUAUUCCAGUGGGAUCAUGAGAAGCAGCUCUUUAAAAUAUUCAAGGAAAUCUACGUACAAGCCCCUCGCUCGUUCACAGCUGUGUCCACAGAUAGAAGAGAUUUCUUCUUUGCUUCCAGUUUUAAAGGCCACACACAAAUAUUUGAACACAUAAUUGUUGACUUGAGUUUAUGAAGGAGCGGUACGAGGGAGGUGGGAGGGAGAAACUCGUGUACAAUGACAUUUUCACUUAAAAACAAAUGGAAAGGACAGAUGACUCAUUUCCUGAAGGUAGGAUGUGCCUGUGGCAUUAGUCAGGAGUUUUCUGAACUUUAUAGAAGUGCAUAUUUAAUCAGGGAUCGCAUUAACUUGGUGAAAUGCAUGCCAUGCCCAUUUUACCAUUGGUAAAGACACUUUAAAGUCUAUAAUUACUCAGAAAAAAGUGUGCAUUGCAUUAGAAUUAAUUCUAACACAUCUCAAAUACUGAUGCAGACUUGAAGACGGAGGUGGGAAACCAGAAGAAGCAGGACAGGCAUCGUGCAGAAACAAAGAGAAAAGCUCCAGUGUGCCAACCCUCCUUUGAGCUGAUCUUUUCAGAAUUCAUAGUGAAAGAACAACUCCACAUGCUUGUUUGUGAUUUGUAACAAAUAGCAUCCAGAUAGAAAAGCCUCAUCUGUUGUCUUUGCUUCAUGCUAGUCAGGGAUGACAGCAGGAAAAAGAAGCAGCUCUGCUGGUUGGCCCUCUGGAACAGCUAUUAUGGGAGGACCCUCUUGGGGGCAUUGAUAAAUUCUGAUGUAGUGAAAGAGGAAGUUUCUUUUGAAUGUACAGUUUAUGCAUUAGGUGAGGAAGAAGCUGUAGACAUGCGAUCCGUUCCCUAAAUAUUGCCCCCAGGUGGCUAGCUCACAGCAGUUCUGCAUUCAGUAGUUCAUCAGACUCAGAACUAAUCCAGCCCACCUGUGCUAAUAUAGUAGUAUUUAUGGCCUAACUAGAUGUUAUGGGAGGCAUAAAGCUGCUGUCAAUCCAUAUCUCCCAAUAAUAUUUAGUAAAAGAAGCAAGUGAUGUGAUGCCAUCACACCCAUAGUUUUCCUAUUCCCAUGUUUUUUUCCCCAUUGGCUGCUCCCACACCUGGGCCUGACUCCAGCCAAAGUUAAAUUUGUCAAAGUUCCCAAUGAUUUCAGUGGGAGAGUACUACACUUCUGCUUAAUUCUCCCAUUGAAAGAACUGGGAGUUAGCGCUCAUCUUUGGCGGGAUCAUGUCCUGUUAAUUCUGCCUUAUUCCUUUCAUUUGCUGCUUCAUUUUGAGAUGGCAUCCCAAGAUACGGCCACUAGAACUUGUGUUAUGGUACUUCCUAUGCUAUGGGUCAAUUUGUGUUUUUAGUUUGUUUAUCCAUAUUAUUCACUGCAUGCUUAAAAGAAUCUCCCAUGCACAGCUCACACAAUCGGAAUGGUCUUUUUGUUAAAAUGUAGGUUACUUGAUUAGGCAACUGUGCCACAUAUAUGAAGAUUGCGUGCAACAAUCAGCUCAGUUUCCAGGUACUAGACAUUCCUAGAUUUAUUGUAAAAGGGCUUUGCUUGCAUUUAGUUUCCAGUUUUAAAACAAUGAAAUGCAAAGCUAUAGUGACAUUCAGUGGUUUCCAGAUGAUGGUGAUGGGGGGGGGGGAACAGAGUCCUAUUGGUUUUUAGCUUACAAUUUUAUUUAUUUUUCCCCCUCUGGAAAAAAUACGCCACUUAUAAACAGAAAGGGACUGUUGUGUUAAAAAUAAUAGUGACAACAAUAACAUUAACCCCUCCAGUCUCCCUAGAAGGCUUACAAAUGUAAGCUAAUUCAAUAUAAUCCAUUACCAAAAUAAACAUAGAAAUGUCUUCAUACUUCUCAAUCAGAAAGAGAGCCCAAUUUUCAAGAAAUUUGCUUCCCUUCUAAAGACAAUGAGUCAGUUUUUGUUAUGCUUGUCUGUGCAGAGUUUGCUAUGCUUGAGUUUUUGGCACAACCUUGCCUGUUUUCCAAAACCAAAAAGCAGCAGUGAUAACGAUGGCAGAGAUCAAAUUACCUUUAGCAAUUAGUAUGCAGUGUUGGGUCCCAUUGCUCAUCAUCAUCCUCUGUCACCUGCCAAAGUAAGUCAGGCUUCAAUUUUGCCCCACAAUUGAGGGGACAGUAUGAUGACAAUGAGACUCAGGAGGAAACAGUUAGGAGAUACAGUGGUAAAAGUGUGACCCUGGGUUAGAAACUUGGUAAUCUUAACUAAUGAACAGCCUUGCUGACAACCCCUGCAAAGUAUCAGGGAUCUGUAUGUAUGUAGGAAACCAAAUCAUGAUCUUUCCUUAACACAGAUUUUUUCUAAAAUUGGAUUGUGGUUCUAUUUGCGUUACAAAGGACUGUAAACUGCUGUGUUCAAAAACAGCUUUUAAAUUAACCAGACUCUUCAGAUGUCCCACCACUCUUCUUCUGAACAUUGUGUUUUACAUAGCAUUUCUGCACCAUGUGAGCUAAAUCCUCUUUCACUCAUUCCAUUUGAGUCAAGCCAGUGAAGCAAUGCUGUUCACAUAGGUUUUAAAUGAAGCACUGAAAAUGUUAGCAGUAGGUCACUCCAGGCAAUCUAGCUGAAGAUGCUAAAAUAAAGCAGCUCCCAUACAUGACUCCAUAAUCGAGAAUCAAACUUUGUUCAGCAGCCUUUAAAAAGAAAUGUUAUAGAUGACAGAAUGCAGGUUGUGGCCUUCAUUAAUCAUAAGCAGAGUGGACCUAGAGUGGGUGGAGGCUUUGUCAUGGCUAGCUGGGAAACUCAAACAAACAGGAGUCUCUUCUUCCACUCAGGUUAUAAAGCAAAGCCAUCCUACAUAGCAAUGCUCAAGACCAAGAAACAUAGUAAUAAAAAAUAGCUGUGGCCCAGACAAUUUAAGUUUCCCUUUUCCUCAUCAUAAAGGUCUAUGUUUCAGAAACCACUUUCAGGGUUUGGCUUUAGCAAUAUCUGGUAUGUUACAGCAAUAAAUAUUUUAGCCAACAUCUGGAGAAAACAGCAAAGAAUCUUGUGCCAUCUUAAAGACCAGCAGAUUUAUUGGGACGUGAGUUGGUGAAGACGAAAGUACACUUUUAUCAAAAGGAGCCACAUGAAAGCUUAUGCUGACAUAAUCCUAGCCAUCUUUAAGGUGCCAUAAAGUUCUUCAUUGCUUUUGCUGAAACACAGUGACCCCUCUGGAAUCCAGAGAAUAUUAAGCAUGCCUAUAUCCCACUGGAAUCAAAGAAAUGGAAAUGGACUGCCUUCAAGUCGAUCCCGACUUACGGUGACCCUAUGAAUAGGGUUUUUAUGGUAAGCGGUAUUCAGAGGGGGUUUACCAUUGCCUUCCUCUGAGGCUGAGAGGCAGUUACUGGCCCAAGGUCACCCAGUGAGGUCACCCCAGUGUGGGGGUUCGAACCCUGGUCUCCCAGGUCGUAGCCCAACACACAAACCACUAUGCCACACUAGCUCUCUGGAAUCAAAGAGAACCAAGCAAAUCAUUCUUCUGUUUUAUUUCCAUGGGCUGUAAGUGCACCUCAUUACUUCUGGAUUGUAUCUGAUGCCUUUCCUACCCUCUGUGUUACUCCAUCACAAAUUAACUGUUUUCUGCAGUACCCCACAAAAUCAUAUUAAGACACACACACCCAAGUCAACAAGGCUAUUUCGCUGUAGUCCUGGUUGACCCCAGUUUUCCUGUUCAUGAAAAGGGAGUACAGGUGGCCAGCUACAAGUAUGGUUCUUGACUUCUAUGUUAUAUGUGGUAUGUGAAGAAAUAGGUCAUGAUAUGCUAGCAUUAAGUAAGCCUAAGUUUUGUUUCUGUAUUUUCCAAAACACAUUAGAAAAAAAACCUAACUUGCAAGAGCUAUGAUUUAGGAUACAAUCCGGCUGAAGUUAAGAUCUAUGUAUUUCAGUAGCAGAUAAUUAAUUUUUAUUAUUUCAUAAUAAGCUCAGGACUAUGCAUAUUCUCUCCCCCCAUUCUCACAAUAACUGUGAGGAGAUUAGACGGAAAGCUAGUGACUGGCCCAAGUCAUGCAGUGAACUUUGAGGCUGAGUGAGCAUUUGAACCAAGGUUUCCCCACUCCUAAAUGACCACUCAGAUCACUUUACCACACUGGCUUUACUCUCCCACUAAAAACAGCUUCCUAUGUUCCUAACUCUACUGGAGAUUGCAAGCAUCAUUUCAUUAUGUAUUGGGCGUUCUCAAUUUCAGUUGAUUCCUGUAUAUUCUUAUCACCAUGUAUAGCUGAGUCCUUCACUGAGGAAGACCAAAUCUUCUGUAGUUGGCUGUUUUUUAAUAAGUCUCUCUUGGUUUCUUGAAUGAGUCCCAUGCAGCAAGGUAUAACAGGCACAUGGCAGACAGCCAGGUGCAUCUCUUCUAUUAGUACACUCCCAAAGUAUUGAACACACAUCAUUAUAAAUAUAUGAAUGGAUACAUUUUAAAGCCAAGAAUUCUCAGUAAAUAUCUUUCAUAAAGGUAUUUGACACCACAGUCCUAAUCAUGCUUGAGAAGUAGGCUCUGUAGAUUUAAUCAGGCUUACUUCCCAGUGUGCAAGCAGUCUAGGCAAGCUUCUACAAGAUGAAAAUGCAUUGGCCCUGAUCCAGUUCUAGUUGCAGCAAACUAAUUUUGCAUGUCAACCGUGGCCCAGAUUCAGGAUAGAUGGAUCAGUUUAUUUCCAGUGCGUGUCAGUUUUGCAUGUGUUAAUUCAUAAAUCUGUUCCAUCUCAUUUCUGCAUUAACCUCUGAAUUGUUAAAAAGAA